Molecule: messenger RNA, 1808 nt
Organism: Neodiprion virginianus
Lineage: Eukaryota; Metazoa; Arthropoda; Insecta; Hymenoptera; Diprionidae
Gene: Hlc
Product: probable ATP-dependent RNA helicase DDX56
Exons: 5
Coding region: 56-1801 (581 amino acids)
Cellular component (GO): nucleolus
Molecular function (GO): ATP binding; nucleic acid binding; RNA helicase activity
Source: RefSeq, a predicted model, not a curated record
ACGUGUGCUGUCGUACGAGUCUCAAAUUUAACGACGUGACUUAUAAUUUUCUGAAAUGAGCGCGGAUAAAAGAAUUGCAACAGACGAGGAGGAGGAGGAUGAAGAGGAAAAGCCUAAAAACUUCCACGAGAUGGAAUUGGACGAUCGAAUACUCAAGGCAGUGGCAAAACUUGGUUGGCUGGAACCAACUUUGAUUCAGGAAAAAACAAUACCGCUUUUAUUGGACGGAAAGGAUGUAUUGGUGCGAGCUAGAACUGGCUCUGGUAAAACUGCGGCCUUUGCAAUACCAAUAAUACAAAAGAUCUUGUCUGGUAAACAGACACAGAUGAGGCAGGAAAUUAAAGCGUUGAUACUAGCACCUAGUAAAGAACUUUGCAAACAAAUUCAUCAAGUGGUGUCCGAUUUGACGAACAAGUGCUCAAGGGAAGUAAAGUCUGUUGACAUCAGCUCACCACUCGAACUUAAUGCACAGAAACCCUUACUCGCAGAAAAACCAGAUAUUGUCAUCGCCACGCCUGGCAGACUUCUACAACAUCUUAAGGCUAAUAAUGUCAGUGUCAAAAAAACUUUGGAGACUCUUGUCAUUGAUGAGGCUGAUUUGGUAUUUUCAUUUGGAUAUGAAGACGAUGUUAAAUCUGUACUAGCUUACUUGCCUACCGUCUACCAAGCUGUUCUAGCUUCGGCCACACUCUCCGAAGAUGUACUGUCGUUGAAAGCAUUAGUUCUACAUAAUCCAGCAAUAUUGAAAUUAGAGGAGCCACCCUUAGCACCACCCUCACAGUUGGCACAUUAUACUCUGGCUGCUGAAGAGAAUGAUAAAGCAGCUAUAUUGUAUGCUUUGCUUAAACUGCAUUUAGUCAGGGGAAAAACAAUCAUAUUUGUAAAUACAGUGGAUCGGUGUUACAAGCUGAAGUUAUUUUUGGAGCAAUUUGGAAUCCCAACGUGCGUUCUGAACUCUGAGUUGCCUGCUAGUGCAAGAUGCAGGGCAGUAACGUAUUUCAAUAGUGGGACUUAUGAUAUUAUCAUAGCAUCGGAUGAGAAGGCCUUAGAAGAGGUGAAUUUAAUUUCUCAUCUUGGCUGCUGUACAGAUUUUGGCAUUCCUAAUUACUGUACAAUUUUUACAAUGUUUCAGCCACUUAUGGUCAAAGAUAAAAAAUCUAAACGCAGAAAAGACAAUGAGUCCGGUGUGGCACGAGGGAUCGAUUUUCAGUUUGUGUCCAAUGUGAUAAAUUUUGAUUUUCCAUUGGAUGUGACUUCUUAUAUUCAUAGAGCAGGACGAACAGCAAGAGGUAAAAAUCAAGGCACAGCGCUUAGCUUUGUAGCUAUGCGAGAAAGAUCUUUGCUCGAUGAAGUUGACACUCAGUUGAAGGAAGGUUAUAACAGGGAAAAUAUAUUCAAAACUUAUCAGUUCAAAUUAGACGAAGUCGAAGGUUUCAGGUAUCGAGCAAAGGAUGCCUGGAAAGCGGUGACCAGAAUAGCAGUGCGCGAAGCUCGUCUAAAAGAAAUAAAGCAGGAAGUACUGAACUGUGAAAAGUUGAAGGGGUAUUUUGAAGAAAAUCCAAAAGACCUAAAAUCCCUACGGCAAGACAAGGCACUGCACACGGUGAGGCAGCAGCCCCAUUUGAAAGAUGUUCCAGAAUACAUAGUGCCCCAGACGCUGAAGAGGAUAGCAGGAAUAGGGAAAAGAAAACGAAAAUUUGACAGGGAAGCUGCAGCAACUGGGUCGAGUGCUAGCAAAUCAAAACACUUAGCCAGAGCUUCGAAUCCAUUAAUCAGUCUUAGCAUACCCCGAAAAAAGUAAACCAAUG